AUGAGCUGCAGGUUUGUGGCCCCUGGAACUGGGAGUUUCCAGAGAAGAUCAGAGCCAAAGAACAUCAGCCCUGGAUCUGGAAGUUGUUAUAGAUCAAGAGCUAGGAAUUAUGAUUCUGCAUCUGGACUCUGUUACAGACUGCGAGCCAGGAAUUAUGAACCUGUAUCUAGAAGCUGUUACAGAUUAAAAGCUGGAAAUUAUGAACCAGUAUCUGGAAGCUGUUAUGGAUCAAAAGCUGGGACUUAUGAACCAGCAUCUCUAAGCUGUCACGGAUUCAGAGCUAGGAAUUAUGAACCUCCAUCUGGAAGCUGUUACGGAUUCAGAGCUAGGAAUUAUGAACCUCCAUCUGGAAGCUGUUACGGAUUCCACAUCUAG
Molecule: messenger RNA, 375 nt
Organism: Macrobrachium nipponense
Lineage: Eukaryota; Metazoa; Arthropoda; Malacostraca; Decapoda; Palaemonidae
Product: orcokinin peptides type B-like
Exons: 1
Coding region: 1-375 (124 amino acids)
Source: RefSeq, a predicted model, not a curated record